Messenger RNA from Castor canadensis (American beaver), 2032 nucleotides. RefSeq names its product protein phosphatase 1 regulatory subunit 7 (gene Ppp1r7). The record is from RefSeq and is a predicted model, not a curated record. NCBI's taxonomy places the organism in Eukaryota, Metazoa, Chordata, Mammalia, Rodentia, Castoridae. Gene Ontology annotation, molecular function: protein binding.
UCGCUGCGCCUGGCUCUAUUGGCUGGCCGGCUCGGGGCCGGGAGCGCUGAUUGGUCCAGGGCCCUGAGGCGACAGAUUCCGGAAAAAGGAAGAGCAGCCAAUAUGGCGGCGGAGCGCGGCGCGAGGCAGCAACAGUCGCAGGAGAUGAUGGAGGUUGACAGGCGGGUUGAAUCUGAAGAAUCAGGUGAUGAGGAAGGGAAGAAGCGCAGCAGUGGCAUUGUGGCAGACCUCAGCGAGCAGAGCCUGAAGGAUGGAGUGCAGCGAGGGGAGGAGGACCCAGAAGAACAUGAGCUGGCUGUGGAUAUGGAAACAAUUAACCUGGAUCGAGAUGCAGAGGAUGUCGAUCUGAACCACUAUCGAAUUGGAAAGAUCGAAGGCUUCGAGGUACUGAAGAAAGUGAAGACUCUCUGUCUCCGUCAGAACUUAAUCAAAUGCAUUGAGAACCUGGAGGAAUUACAGAGUCUUCGAGAGCUGGAUCUCUACGACAACCAGAUCAAGAAGAUUGAAAACCUGGAGGCACUGACAGAGUUGGAGAUCCUAGAUGUUUCCUUUAAUUUGCUGAGAAACAUUGAAGGAAUCGACAAAUUGACACGGCUGAAAAAACUCUUUUUGGUCAACAAUAAAAUCAAUAAAAUUGAGAACAUAAGCAACUUACAUCAACUGCAAAUGCUGGAGCUGGGCUCUAAUCGCAUCCGGGCAAUCGAAAAUAUCGACACGUUAACCAACCUGGAGAGUUUGUUUCUGGGAAAAAACAAAAUUACUAAACUUCAGAACCUGGAUGCACUUACCAAUCUGACAGUCCUCAGUAUGCAGAGCAACCGGCUGACCAAGAUAGAAGGUCUGCAGAGCCUGGUGAACCUACGGGAGCUGUACCUCAGCCACAAUGGCAUCGAGGUCAUCGAGGGCCUGGAGAACAACAACAAGCUCACGAUGUUGGACAUUGCAUCAAAUAGAAUCAAAAAGAUUGAAAAUAUCAGCCAUCUAACAGAACUGCAAGAAUUCUGGAUGAACGACAAUCUCCUUGAGAGCUGGAGUGACCUUGAUGAGCUGAAGGGUGCCAGGAACCUUGAGACAGUGUACCUGGAGCGCAACCCCCUGCAGAAGGACCCGCAGUACAGGCGGAAGGUCAUGCUGGCCCUUCCCUCCGUACGGCAGAUCGACGCCACGUUCGUCAGGUUCUGAGUCCUCCUUGCUCCUCACCUGGUCCCUCUCCUCAAAAGAACUUCCCAGGCACCGUUUUUUAAUCCACCUAUUGCUCCGGAGAUGGUCACUAUAUCAACAGUCACAACCCAAUGGCAAUAAAAAAGGCACUGACGGUAGCUGACGUGGUGCUGAGCACCAUUUGGAGAUGCCAGUCUUAUUAAACCUGCCACAUGGUCUUCCUGGUGAAUUGUGGACAGUCAUUGUAGCCAUGGAAAGCACACAGGACCCGUAGCACUCGUGUUCCUUGUGUGUGUCUGUGUCAUCUCAGAGGAAAGCCACAGCCCCACCUGAGUCAUGUAAUGUGGGUCUGAGGGUGCUUUUAGGAUGUCUGUGCUGCUGCCCAGGUGGGCAGUAAAGGCCAAUGUGCAGAAUUCUGCAGUCGUGACCCGCAACAGCACACUUUUUAGUCUUUCAGGCCAGUCAAUGCCAAUUUUGAAAAAAAAAAUUAUAUAUUAAAAAAAAAUGGGUAAAAGAUAGUCUGGCCUUAGGUGCCAUGAUUCUCAGAGCUCUCUUGUGGAGCGAUGGCUGGAGUGCCAGGAACUAUGCUAAAAGGCUGUGUGUGUGGACAGCCACAUCCCAUGUACCCCAGCUACAUUGUGCCAUUUACAGCACAAGCCUCCUGACCUUACCCCAUUAUCCUUUGGUUUCUGUGACAUCUACAUUGGCCACAUUGGGGCCUGAAUUUAAUGCUGCAAAGGUAUUGUCCUUCCUUAGAGCAUCAGAUUUCCCCUGCCACAGGAUGAGAAUUGAACUGUAUGGUCGCCAGAGGUCUGAGAUUCCUGACCUACACUGUACAGCACAGGGCCACUCUGCCACCCAUGGCAAUUUC